GCAAUCCAUGUCUUCUCUUUCAAUUUUAUAGUGCGUCGGUGCGAUAAAUAGGAAUCUGUAGCCAUGGCCCUGAACAACAACUACACAAACCACAUAGUCACAAAUGGACAAUCUCAGCACGACGUACACGACAAUGAAGAGCUGGACGAUGAUUCUGUGGAGACCUUCCUUUUCACAUCAGAGUCUGUCGGCGAGGGACAUCCCGAUAAAAUGUGUGACCAAAUCAGCGAUGCCAUCUUAGAUGCCCACUUAAAGCAAGAUCCAAAUGCAAAGGUUGCAUGUGAAACUGCGACAAAGACUGGCAUGAUCAUGGUGUUCGGAGAAAUAACGUCGGAUGCUAUAGUUGACUACCAGAAGGUUGUGCGAGAGACUGUAAAAAAAAUUGGAUACGACUGCAGUACGAAAGGAUUUGACUACCGGACAUGUAAUGUGUUGGUGGCAAUUGAGCAACAGAGUCCAGAGAUUGCUGCAGGGGUCCAUCAGCUGAGACGGGAAGAGGAUAUAGGUGCAGGGGACCAGGGCCUCAUGUUUGGCUACGCCACUGAUGAGACAGAGGAAUGCAUGCCCCUUACGGUGGUGUUGGCUCAUAAGCUGAACAAGAGGUUGGCUGAACUUCGUCGUGACGGCACUUUUCCGUGGGCAGGGCCAGACUCCAAAACACAGGUGACGUGCGAGUACUUCUUCGACCAUGGGAGGGCGGUCCCUAUCAGAGUUCAUACUGUGGUGGUGUCAACGCAGCACUCGGAAGCUGUGACGCUCGAGGAGCUCCGCAAGGAAAUCAUGGAGAAGGUCAUCAAAGAUGUCAUACCUGCCAAGUAUCUCGACCGCCGAACUGUGUACCAUAUCAACCCUUGUGGGAAAUUCGUGCAGGGAGGACCGAUGGGAGAUGCUGGUCUGACAGGGCGCAAAAUUAUUGUCGACACCUACGGAGGCUGGGGAGCUCAUGGUGGUGGUGCUUUCUCUGGCAAGGACCCGACCAAAGUGGAUCGAUCAGCUGCCUAUGCUGCUCGAUGGGUAGCAAAGUCUCUCGUGAAGGGAAACAUCUGCAAGCGCUGCCUUGUUCAGGUGUCUUAUGCCAUUGGUAUUGCUGAACCUUUAUCUAUCACGGUGCUCCCUUAUGGCACCUCAAAGUACUCUCAGAAGGAGCUCCUGAACAUAGUGAAGAACAACUUUGACCUCCGACCGGGAAUCAUCAUUCGGGAUCUUAACCUCAAGAACCCAAUCUACCAGAACACGAGUGCUUAUGGACACUUUGGUCGCAAAGAAUUUCCCUGGGAAAUUCCUAAGCAACUUAUCCUCUAACUGCCACUACCCAUGUUCAUAAACACGUAGGCUGGGCAUCAUUUAUGGGCCUGCAGGCCGUGAUGGGUGAUAUUUGUGAUUUGUGACUAUGCUCUUCAUGUUUGAAGAAUGUAUGAAGUAGUACUUCCCAUCACUGCUGACAGGAGUCAUGCAUUGUAGUUUGUUUCAUCUGGGCCCUGGACUCAUUCCUUACACGAAAUGCGAUGUGAGGAUGUUCUUUUCUGCGCAUUUCUGUAUCAUGCAUGUCAUUUUUUGGACACAAAUAGUGAAAUUCUUCCGUGUGCGACCAUGGACGCGGGCCAAAAGGAGUACUACGGAGCUCACGUAACUGGCACCCAGGCACCUACAAAACAGCCCCCGGGAAAGCGGAUAUGUGCAUUGGUGUUGAUUUGGAACUUCUGUUGACUGACGUAUCAUUUAUUGUGCAAGCCUGCAAUGCGUUUGCAGCUCUUGCACGCUUCUGCAAUUAAGCCAGCAUAGAAAGGUGUUUUAGCGUUUCCUUUGAAUGGCCUUUUUUUUAUUAUAAUUUCCAUGUCGGCUCCGUGUAUGGAAAUAUUAAUUUGGUGCUGCUUAUAAUGGCUGUUUUAGUCCCCGGGGAAACAUGCAGAACCCAAACAGUGUAGUUUGCUGUGACAGAUAUUUAUUGAAUAUCGGUUUCAUUCAUUGGCAUCUUAAUCUUUGAAGUGUUGUACCUGUGUAUGUUACAUUUCACUGCACCGACAUAAAUAAAUGCUGUUUUGGGUGAAGCA
Messenger RNA from Ornithodoros turicata, 2051 nucleotides. RefSeq names its product S-adenosylmethionine synthase-like (gene Sam-S). Lineage: Eukaryota; Metazoa; Arthropoda; Arachnida; Ixodida; Argasidae. Gene Ontology annotation, biological process: S-adenosylmethionine biosynthetic process. Bases 64 to 1302 code for a protein of 412 amino acids. The record is from RefSeq and is a predicted model, not a curated record. Gene Ontology annotation, molecular function: ATP binding; methionine adenosyltransferase activity. Gene Ontology annotation, cellular component: cytosol. The transcript has 9 exons.